Molecule: messenger RNA, 683 nt
Organism: Daphnia pulicaria
Lineage: Eukaryota; Metazoa; Arthropoda; Branchiopoda; Diplostraca; Daphniidae
Exons: 3
Coding region: 282-683 (133 amino acids)
Source: RefSeq, a predicted model, not a curated record
ACCCGGAUUUUUUUUUCUUUUUUUUUUUUAAUCAUCGCUGUGAAAGUAUUGCGUCAAUAGGAUAACAAGUUUGGCGACGUGUUACUGUAGGCCUCAAUAAUAUUCAUAAUUCUAUAACAAAAGAUCCGGAUGAUGGAAAAAGGUAAAAACACCCUUAUAGACAGUUUAAAAAAUCAAAUUGCAUAAACCCCGUCGGACUUUCAAAUCAAUUUGGAGCUCUAAAACUUGUUGGAGAUGCGUCAUUUAUAGUGAAUUCACCGAAAACUUCGAAAAGGAAGUUGAUGAACCUAUGCGGCGGAAGCAUUGUGGAUCUCCACGACGAUUGCGGAUUCAACUACAAAUAUUUCCCGAUUGACAGCGUCUUGAGGUUUAACCUGGUGGAGGAUCUCGUUCUCUGGAGACAAGGAUACAGUUCACACUUGGAAGAGAGCUUAACGAAAGUGUUGAAGCCGGAGGAUAUGAUUCAUAUCGACACCAUGAUCACCAGCAUUUUAUUUUGCUUGUUUUCCAAGAGUUUCGUGAUUCUGGAACACUUUCGCAAUUUCGAAGAAACGUUUGAAAAAUCCGCCAUCAUUUCGACGAUUUUAAGAACGGUAACGAGAAAACACGGCCCCUAUUUGGACGUCAUUUCGUGUACAUCGCUCAUGAAAAACUGGUUUUACCCUAAAAACAGUUACAUGUGA